CGUCGAGGUUCAAACGUCAUUUGCCAAUUCACGAGGCUUUGUCUCAAAAUCUUAUACAUCAAACGCGAUGUUUUUCCUUGGUUAUCAUGAAACCUUAUCGUUUGUUAAAUGUUAUGUCUUAAUGACUUAAAUUUAAACUCACAAUGAUCAGAGACUGGGCUAUGCAUCGAUUUUUCGCAAACAAUGGUCUAACAGACAAAAACCGUAGUUUGGAUGAUUAUCAUCAGGAGAAUGUGUCGGAAGUUGCUAACAACCACGAUUGGCGAAAUGAAUUGGAGACAGAACUGUUUCAAGGAUAUUCGCCUGCACUCUUAACGUUUGCUAGUAUAUGCUGUGUAAUUUAUAUGAUGGUUGGCGUGCCUGGAAAUCUUAUCACUAUCAUCGCCUUGUUUAGAUGUAAAAAGGUGCGUAAUGCAACAGCCGUAUUCAUAAUCAACCUUAGCGUAUCGGACUUAAGUUUUUGUUGCUUCAACUUACCUCUGGCUGCCUCUACGUUCUGGUAUAGAUCGUGGAUACAUGGUCAAUUACUUUGUCGUCUCUUCCCAUUAGUCAGAUACGGAUUGUUAGCCGUAUCCCUAUUUACCAUUCUGGCUAUAACCAUAAAUCGAUACAUUAUGAUUGGACAUCCAUCGCUCUACCCAAAGAUGUAUAAGAAAUUCUAUUUGGGCGUCAUGGUUACAGUAACUUGGAUAGGUGGUUUUGGAUUACUAGUUCCUACUUGGCUCGAAAAAUGGGGCCAAUUUGGUUUAGAUGUGACCGUUGGCUCGUGCUCCAUACUUCCAGACUCUGUCGGUCGGUCGCCAAAGGAAAUCUUGUUCAUGGGUGCAUUUGUGGUGCCUUGCUUGUCUAUUAUAGUUUGUUACGCUCGAAUUUUCUAUAUUGUCCGUAAAACAGCUCUCAAAUCUCGGGCUACGGUGACAACUAACCCACGUCACACGAUGAAUUCCAAUAAUCCAUCAGACACUACGUCUUAUUACACUCUUAAAACCCGUUUCAAAGUGCCCGAAAUAUCCACAGACUCAGCCAUCGGAUCCAGUACAGCUACCGGAACAUGCUCUACUACCGACUCGAAGGAACAAAAUUUCCUUUCACCGCAUGACAUUAUCGCUGAUCCAAGUUCGUCAGGACUCGAAGAGAGUUAUUCACCGAUAUCUUUCUCUGAUCGCAGGAGUACUAGGCGACGUGACCGUUCACCAUCAUCCGCCCUGAACGCCACUAUCACUCAAGUCGUAUCAGCGGUAUUUCAGACAAAAGAGGACUCAUCUCCGAGAACACGCAAACAGAGCACCAUUGGUGUUGACAGAAUGUCGUCGAAAGACAAAAAGCUUCUAAAAAUGAUCCUUGUUAUAUUUAUAUCAUUUGUUACAUGCUACUUGCCGAUCACCAUCAGCAAGACAUCACAUGAACUAGACGACUUGCACGUUCUAAACAUAACCGCAUAUGUCCUAAUCUAUUUAACCACGUGCAUCAAUCCAAUUAUUUAUGUAGUCAUGAGCUCAGAGUACCGUCAAGCGUAUAAAAACUUGUUGAUGUGCAAAAGUUCAUUGGAACAACAACAAACGCACAGAGGAGUAACUAAAAAACUAUCCGGUCCAUAAACAUAAGUAUACAGUUAGAUUAAAAUAAGAAUAUUUUUAAGAUGUAAAGCGUACAUGGUAAGAUUUUUUAUUUAAUGAUU
This is a messenger RNA of Melanaphis sacchari, 1678 nucleotides long. RefSeq names its product G-protein coupled receptor moody. Gene Ontology annotation, molecular function: G protein-coupled receptor activity. Lineage: Eukaryota; Metazoa; Arthropoda; Insecta; Hemiptera; Aphididae. Gene Ontology annotation, biological process: G protein-coupled receptor signaling pathway. The record is from RefSeq and is a predicted model, not a curated record. The transcript has 5 exons. Gene Ontology annotation, cellular component: membrane. The coding region runs from base 144 to 1598 and encodes 484 amino acids.